Molecule: messenger RNA, 5172 nt
Organism: Pezoporus occidentalis (night parrot)
Lineage: Eukaryota; Metazoa; Chordata; Aves; Psittaciformes; Psittacidae
Gene: KCTD21
Product: potassium channel tetramerization domain containing 21
Exons: 2
Coding region: 116-898 (260 amino acids)
Biological process (GO): protein homooligomerization; ubiquitin-dependent protein catabolic process
Molecular function (GO): cullin family protein binding; histone deacetylase binding
Source: RefSeq, a predicted model, not a curated record
CUCCUCCUUCUCCUCCUCCUCCUCCUCCUCCUCCUCCUCCCGCAGCGCCCGGCGAGCGGCGGGGCCGGCGGCUGCAGGGGCGAAGAAUCAGUCCCCACAUCGUGACUUUUCCAUCAUGUCAGAACCCAUCACGCUCAAUGUUGGAGGAAAACUCUACACCACCUCUCUGUCCACCCUGACGAGCUUCCCAGACUCCAUGCUGGGGGCCAUGUUUAGUGGGAAGAUCCCAACCAAGAAGGACAGCCGGGGCAACUGCUUUAUUGACAGAGAUGGCAAAAUCUUCCGCUACAUCCUGAACUUCUUAAGAACUUCUCACCUGGACCUUCCCGAAGACUUCCAGGAAAUGGGUUUGCUCCGAAGGGAAGUAGAUUUUUAUCAAAUCCAGCCUCUGAUUGAAGCCUUGCAAGAGAAGGAGGUGGAGCUUUCUAAAGCAGAGAAAAACGCCAUGCUCAACAUCAGCCUCGAUCAGAAGACCCAGACCGUGCACUUCACCGUCCGAGAAGCGCCCCAGAUCUACAGCCUGUCUUCCUCCAACAUGGAAGUGUUCAGCGCUCAUAUCUUCUCCACAUCAUGCCUGUUCCUGAAGCUCCUCGGUUCCAAACUUUACUAUUGCUUCAAUGGAAACCUCUCGUCGAUAUCCAGCUACUUGAAGGACCCCAACCAUUUGACCUUAGAUUGGGUGGCAAGUGUGGAAGGCCUUCCCGAAGAGGAAUACACCAGGCAGAACUUAAAGAGACUCUGGGUGGUGCCAGAUAACAAGCAAAUCAAUAGUUUCCAAGUGUUUGUGGAAGAAGUGCUAAAAAUAGCCAUGAGCGAUGGUUUCUGCAUAGAUUCUUCUCAUCCACAUACUUCAGACUUCAUGAAUAAUAAGAUUAUUCGCCUAAUUCGGUACAAGUAGGAAUGGCUGGUUUAUGAUGGUGGCGGCAUGGAGAUAACACAGGUUAAGUGGUUCCCUUUAAAACACACAACCUAAUUCAGAAUCAUGCUUAUCUGGAUUAAGAGUCACUAACAGGGAGAUGAUUUCCCUUUAAUGUAAUUACCAAUGCGACCUGUCAGAUGAUGUCCAUGUUCUACACAGAAGGAAUAUUGUCUAGUGCCUGAAUUAAGGACUGGCUUUGCCUCCACCUCUUUGUACCUGUUGUACAAUUGUGGGAAAAUCAACUUCUGUCUUUCCUACGUUUUCCAGUUGGAAAAGGGGAGUGAUCCUUAACCUCUAUUGAAGGGGAUGUGAGGGUUCAGCAACCAAGGUUUGGCAUGUAUCUGUACAACAGAUGCAGUGAAAGAUGCCAUGGAGCUGCAGUGCAACAGAGAGCCAUGGGAGCACUUUUCCAUGUCAUGGCCAUAUCACCCGUGCAGAGCAUCCAGGAAGCUUGGUUGGAUCCACAGAGAAGAGGCCACACGCUUCUCAUGCAGCACUCAAUGAAGCACUCAUGCAGCACUCGGUAAAGCUGUAAAGGAUGGUGCAGACUGCAAGUAAAGGGAUCCUGUCUCUUUGGGUUCAACAAAGGAUUUCUGUCACCAUCUGAAGAUGGCUUGGGGUUUGUCUGAACCCUGUGAGGAAGCCCCUGUUUAAAUGAUGUGCCUGGCAUGGGGAAUGACCAAGAAAGCCAUAGCAGAGAGAAUGGCCUUCUUACAAACUGAGAACAUUGUGGCUGGUGGGGGAAUCUGCACUCCGGAUGCUCUUAAACCUUUACUUCCACAUUCCAAAGGCAUCCAAGCCUGCCAGUCCUUUUCUUUCUCUUACAAUGUUAACGUUUGUCUGCAGGAUGCUGCUGAAACUCUGUGGUAGAGACAGAUAUGGGGGCAGAGCCCCACAAAUAUCUCCUAAGCAUUCGAGCCUCUUCUUUGGGCACAGCUCCCAUCCCCUGGAGUGCAUGGGAUGCUCUCUGGGAAAGAUGGAUUCCAUCUGAAAGGACAACGUUCCUAUCAAACAUUCCUGUCACAAAACCAGAGGCUCUCUUUUCCUAUCCUGGUACACUGAGCCAUUUCUUUUACAUCACUGUGAAAUGGUCAGGUCACUGAGCCAGCAUUUUACCUGCUUGCUUGGCUCCGGUGUCAGAGAGCUGGAGGUAAGGCAGUGAGAAACCAGAGGUUGACGACAAUGGUCAAGUUCUUUCCUCCACACCUAGUCUGUGCUAUAACAAAGAUCAUAAUCUCUUAGCUGCAUGCUAGUUCUAAACAUCAUUUGCACCACAUUCAAGGUGGUUCGCCCUUAGCUAAUGUUUAGAAGUAUCUUAGCUGUCUUUCCCUAACCAGAUUGCUAUGUGUGCAUGAGAGACCCUCUGGAACAUUUCCCAUUAUCUCUAAUGAGAUAGAAGGGAAAAUAGAAUAACCAAGUUUUGCAUUUAGAAGCUUCAUUGCUUCCAAAAAUUCUUAGCCCAGGGCUGCAAAGCUCAGUGUUGCUCUUGUCCUUGUUUCCCAAAGUAACUCUCCUGUCGUUACAUCAAGGUGACCUGCGAACAAGCAUAAAGAAGCUUUUUGUUACUGGUGUAAAAAAAAACAGUGAGCUAAAGCUAUUUUUACUGUCCCAAGCUGUAUCUGCAGGAGGAACACAAAGGAUGGUGAUGGUAAAAAUGUCCAUGCUAUUGGCAGCCUGUUACAAACCACUGCCCAUGUGUGACUUGGUGCUAAACCGGCGUGAUGUACGUGGGACCAUGUUGUUAGGAAGCACUGCCUGGGCUUAAAGCCCUCAGAACCGUUAAACCUGGCAACUUUGGAGGUUUUUAAACAGGAUUUUGGGGCCAAAUUCCAGCCUGACUCACUAUAUUCUUCUAAACUUAGUUGCAUUAGGAAGAACUCCAUUUUCCCCAUCCAUCCUGAGCUAUAAAGCAGGAGUAAUCUGUUCCAGGGGUUGCUGCCUGCUACUGACAAAGUAAAGUGUGAAUCGUGUUUCUGACAUGAGUCAGUUGGACAUUCACAGUGAUGAUCUAUAAUAGUAAUAGUAUUAUGAUCUGUAAAGUACCAUACAUGAACCCUUCAUUAAAUCUAGGCCUUGCAACAGAUAUGCCUCUGCUGAAUUUAUCCCACAGAGCUUUUGGGGACUAUUAACAGCAUUUCUUUUUAACCUAUGCCCUUGAGAAUAGAUCCCCCUGAUCUAUAACAGGAGUUCUUGUAUGUCAGGACUGAAAUACUACCUAUCUGUAGUAGUUUAUUUCCUGUCAGCUUGAGUUUAUCCAAAGGUAAGAGCAGUUGGCUUAAAUCUCAUUGGAAAGGGGGGAAAGUCUGUCCUACCCUCUUUAGAACCCUGAAUCAGUAGUGCACCAUUCUGCUUCAGCAAAAUAAGAGAGUUGAAGCAUUGCUGCAUUUUCUGGUCAAAGGCAAGUAAGAGGAGUCCAUAAAAACACUGUGCAUAGUUUAAUGUAGAGCAUUUACUCCUCACUUUUGCACCCACCCUCUUUUCUUCUCUUUGGAUGAUAGCAGCACCCACGCUAAAAGCAGUUAUACAGCUCCUAUAAAGAGAGCUCCAACCUGGCCUAGACAGUAACUGGGGUAAUUCUAUGACAUGGACAUAGAGGUUUCAAUCCCCACAGGCUAAGAAGGGAACUGAACCCAGGUUUACACCUGGAAUGCUUUAACCCAUCGUUCUGUUAUUGCUAAUACACAGAGAGAUGUAAAAUCUCUCUCUUCUGCAUACAGAGAGAUGCAAAAUUCCCAGCCAGUAUAAAGACAGGAGGGAAGAGAGGCUUUGGGAGGAAUCCGAAAACUUGAGAUACCUCUAAAUUGCAAAGCAGAACAAACAUCUUUAAGCAUGACUAUUUAUAAUGCCACCGUUUUUCUGCUUGAUAAUUGAGUACAUGAAACAAGGAGCAAGUGAAUCACUUGCAAUUGCAGUCAAACAUAUGUUACACAAACGCAGUUGCUAUUUCAAACUACAUGUUAAGCUAAAAUUGUAGCUGCUCCCUAAUUUUGCAGUCUGUGAGUUACAUUAUAAUGACUGUUUAUAGGAAUGUUCCCUCUCCAAGGCAUUUGUUGGCUUUUCAUGUACAUAGCUGCCUCUUGUUUACCUUCUUUUCUGGAGCUCUAGAGGUGUAGGUGGUGAGAGCAUCCAGUUCGAUCAUCCAGUUCCAACCCCCUGCCAUGGGCAGGAACCCCUUCCACUAGAGCAGCUUGCUCCAAGCCCCUGUGUCCAACCUGGCCUUGAACACUGCCAGGGAUGGGGCAGCCACAGCUUCUCUGGGCACCCUGUGCCAGCACCUCAGCACCCUCACAGGGAAGAGCUUCUUCCUUAUCUCCAACCUGAACUUUCCCUGUUUCAGUUUGAACCCAUUACCCCUUGUCCUGUCACUACAGUCCCUAAUGAAGAGUCCCUCCCCAGCAUCCUUGUAGCCCCCUUCAGACACUGGAAGCUGCUCUGAGGUCUCCACGCAGCUUCUCUUCUCCAGGCUCAACAGCCCCAACUUUCUCAGCCUGUCUCCAUACCAGAGGUGCUGCAGCCCCUGAUCAUCCUCGUGGCCUCCUCUGGACUUGUUCCAACAGCUCCAUGUCUUUCUUAUGUUGGGACCACCAGAACUAUAGUGCAGUUCUCCACAUAGCUUGCUGGUUUUUACCACUGAUGAUUCUUCUUCUCGCAAGUUUUCCUGAAUCAAAGAGAACGUGCACAAAGCUAUAUCUAGUGCAGCACUACCCCAUCACUAGUCAUGGAAAGCAUUUGUUUGGCAUUUAUUAGCAGAAACAUAGAAUCGCAGAAUGGUUUGGGUUGGAAAGGACCUCAAGAUCAUCCAGUUCCAACCUCCUGCCAUGGGCAGGGACACCUCACACUAAACCAUGGCACCCAAGGCUCUGUCCUUGAACACUGCCAGGGAUGGAGCAUUCACAACUUCCCUGGGCAACCCAUUCCAGUGCCUCACCACCCUCACAGUAAAGAACUUCCUCCUUACAUCCAAUCUAAACUUCCAUUUCACUGUUGAGUGGAAUACUGCCUCUCAGAACAAACUGAAUGUUUUCCUAUAGGGGUCUGAGAAUCAGGAAAGGACCUAGUGAGGUUUUUUUCCCUUAAAGUUUGAAGCUGUUCCGUAUCUUGGUGCAUAACUCGUGUUCUGAUCCUGCCAUAUGUCCUUAACAUCUCCCUCGACACCUUUGUGUACAAAAUGAGGCCAAGUCCUGCACUAUGCAUUUAAAUAGCCUAGAUGCUGAGAGAGCAACUGAAUAGAGGGACCAGUAGUGCUAGAGCAG